AUGGCACCAAAGGAAGCAACCAAGGGCAAGGGCAAGCCGUCGAAGCCAUCGACCAAGGCCAACGCAGCCGCGAAAGCGACCCUGCGCGGUGUCAACUCGCACAAGGUCAACAAGGUCCGCAAGAGCACGUCUUUCCACCUCCCAAAGACCCUCACGCUCUCGCGUGCGCCCAAGUACCCCCGCAAGUCGGUCCCAUCGCAGCCCCGCCUCGAUGCCGGCAAGAUCAUCAUCCACCCGCUCAACACCGAGAGCGCCAUGAAGAAGAUUGAGGAGAACAACACCCUCGUCUUCAUUGUGGAUGUCAAGUCCAACAAGAGGCAGAUCAAGGAGGCUUUGAAGAAGCUGUACGAUGUGGACACCAUCAAGAUCAACACCCUCAUCCGUCCGGAUGGCUCCAAGAAGGCCUUUGCCCGCCUGACCCCAGAUGUCGAUGCUCUUGACAUUGCGGCCACCAAGCUUGCCAUUGUUUAA
Molecule: messenger RNA, 471 nt
Organism: Ramularia collo-cygni
Lineage: Eukaryota; Fungi; Ascomycota; Dothideomycetes; Mycosphaerellales; Mycosphaerellaceae
Product: probable 60s ribosomal protein L23
Exons: 4
Coding region: 1-471 (156 amino acids)
Biological process (GO): ribosomal large subunit assembly; translation
Cellular component (GO): cytosolic large ribosomal subunit; ribosome
Molecular function (GO): structural constituent of ribosome
Source: RefSeq, a predicted model, not a curated record